Lachancea lanzarotensis is the source of this 1200-nucleotide messenger RNA. It is a transcript of the gene PEX13, whose product is annotated as LALA0S01e05424g1_1. Gene Ontology annotation, biological process: protein import into peroxisome matrix, docking. Bases 1 to 1200 code for a protein of 399 amino acids. Gene Ontology annotation, cellular component: peroxisome; peroxisomal membrane; peroxisomal importomer complex. The record is from RefSeq and is a predicted model, not a curated record. Lineage: Eukaryota; Fungi; Ascomycota; Saccharomycetes; Saccharomycetales; Saccharomycetaceae. The transcript has a single exon. Gene Ontology annotation, molecular function: protein binding.
AUGUCUUCAUCAUCGAUGAGAAAGCCUAGAGCCAAACCAUGGCAGGGGCAGACUGUAGACGAUUUGGAGUCCGAAUCAGCUAUGGUGGGACCUUCACGACCUGUUACUUUGAAAGAAGGAGCUUCUGAUAAUAGCGAGCCAAGUGCACCGGAACUACCGCAUCGACCAGCGGGACUCGAAGCAGACUUAGACACGAACAACAAUAUACGCAGCAACGUUGGACAUCAAAGCAGUUUUUACGGACAGAAUAACAUGGGUUAUGGAGGUUCCCCUUAUGGAGGCGGUUUGGGUUCGCUUUACGGAUCGAAUGGUUACAAUUCGAUGUAUGGUUCAGGUUAUGGCUCGAUGUACGGCUCAGGCGGUGGUUACGGCUCCAUGAUGGGUGGGUAUGGAGCAGGCGGGAUGUAUGGAAUGGCAGGGCUAAAUGCAAAUGCAAAUGCCAUUGCAAAUGGGGCUCCUGGAUUGGCAGAAUCGACUCAAGCAACAUUCCAGCUCAUCGAAAGUCUGAUAGGGGCCGUUGCAGGGUUCGCACAAAUGCUAGAGGCAACUUACAUGGCUACACAUAACUCUUUUUUCACAAUGGUAUCGAUGGCGGAGCAGAUCUCGUCACUGAAGGAAAUGCUGGGGUCGUUUUUGGGCAUUUUUGCUGUCAUCAAGAUGCUUAAAAAAGUGCUUUACAAGAUCACCAGCGGUAGAUUGGGCAUGGCACCUCGAAUCAAAGCGUCCGGUGUACCUAAGAGCGAAUUUGCCAAGGAAUUCGACAAGUUUAGAGGACAUGACCUGGAGCGUGAUAAGCGUGGAAAAAGACGUAUUUCGUGGAAACCUUUAGUGAUUUUUUUGGCCGCCGUGUUUGGAUUCCCAUUUCUACUGCGAAAAUUCGUUGCACGACUAGCAGAAAUCCAACAACGUAAGAGUUUGCUGGCGCAAAAGAACGGGGCUAACAGUUCUGGUGGGCUGGACCCACGGAAUCUUGAGUUUGCGCGGGCCACGUACGAUUUUACGCCCGAGAACCCUCAAAUCGAAGUACGGCUACUAAAGGGCGACCUUAUGGCUGUGAUGAGCAAGACGGAUCCAAUGGGUCGCAACAGCGAAUGGUGGAAAGUGCGUACGAAAAAGGGCGAUGUUGGGUAUGUACCGAGCAACUAUCUGGAGCUGAUUCGAAGACGGGUGGAGGCUGUGGAAAACGAGCAGAGUCUGUAG